GGGCUUCGGGAAGCAGGGAUUCCAGUGUCAAGUUUGCUGCUUUGUUGUGCACAAACGCUGCCAUGAAUUUGUCACAUUCUCCUGCCCUGGAGCUGACAAGGGGCCAGCCUCUGACGACCCCCGGAGCAAACACAAGUUUAAGAUCCACACCUACUCCAGCCCCACCUUCUGCGACCACUGCGGGUCGCUGCUGUACGGGCUCAUCCACCAGGGGAUGAAAUGUGACACCUGCAUGAUGAACGUGCACAAGCGCUGCGUGAUGAACGUCCCCAGCCUCUGCGGCACCGACCACACGGAGCGCCGCGGCCGCAUCUACAUCCAGGCCCACAUCGACAGGGAGGUCCUCAUCGUGGUCGUAAGAGAUGCAAAGAACCUUGUACCCAUGGACCCCAAUGGCUUGUCAGAUCCCUACGUAAAACUGAAACUGAUCCCCGAUCCCAAAAGUGAGAGCAAGCAGAAGACCAAAACCAUCAAGUGCUCCCUCAAUCCUGAGUGGAACGAGACGUUUAGAUUUCAGCUGAAAGAGUCAGACAAAGACAGAAGACUGUCCGUGGAGAUUUGGGACUGGGAUCUGACUAGCAGGAAUGACUUCAUGGGGUCUCUGUCCUUCGGGAUUUCUGAGCUGCAGAAAGCUGGUGUUGACGGAUGGUUUAAGUUACUAAGCCAGGAGGAAGGCGAGUACUUCAACGUGCCUGUCCCGCCGGAAGGAAGCGAGGGCAAUGAAGAGCUGCGGCAGAAAUUCGAGAGGGCCAAGAUCGGCCAGGGAACCAAGGCUCCAGAAGAAAAGACGGCUAAUACUGUCUCCAAGUUUGACAACAAUGGCAACCGGGACCGGAUGAAACUGACUGAUUUCAACUUCCUGAUGGUGCUGGGGAAAGGCAGCUUCGGCAAGGUGAUGCUGUCGGAGCGAAAGGGCACAGACGAGCUCUAUGCCGUGAAGAUCCUGAAGAAGGACGUGGUGAUCCAGGACGACGACGUGGAGUGCACCAUGGUGGAGAAGCGGGUGCUGGCCCUGCCGGGGAAGCCGCCGUUCCUGACCCAGCUGCACUCCUGCUUCCAGACCAUGGACCGCCUGUACUUCGUGAUGGAGUACGUGAACGGAGGCGACCUCAUGUACCACAUCCAGCAGGUUGGCCGCUUCAAGGAGCCUCACGCUGUAUUUUACGCUGCAGAAAUUGCCAUCGGUCUGUUCUUCUUACAGAGCAAGGGCAUCAUUUACCGGGACCUAAAACUUGACAAUGUGAUGCUGGAUUCUGAGGGCCACAUCAAGAUUGCUGACUUCGGCAUGUGUAAGGAGAACAUCUGGGAUGGGGUGACCACCAAGACGUUCUGUGGCACUCCAGACUACAUUGCCCCUGAGAUAAUCGCUUACCAGCCCUAUGGGAAGUCCGUAGACUGGUGGGCAUUCGGAGUCCUGCUGUACGAGAUGUUGGCCGGGCAGGCCCCAUUCGAGGGAGAAGAUGAGGAUGAGCUCUUCCAGUCCAUCAUGGAACACAACGUGGCGUAUCCGAAGUCUAUGUCCAAGGAAGCCGUGGCCAUCUGCAAAGGGCUGAUGACCAAACACCCAGGCAAACGUCUGGGCUGUGGGCCUGAAGGCGAACGUGACAUCAAAGAGCACGCGUUCUUCCGGUAUAUUGAUUGGGAGAAACUUGAACGCAAAGAGAUCCAACCUCCAUAUAAACCAAAAGCUAGAGACAAGCGAGACACCUCCAACUUCGACAAAGAGUUCACCAGGCAGCCUGUGGAGCUGACUCCCACUGACAAACUCUUCAUCAUGAACUUGGACCAAAAUGAAUUUGCUGGCUUCUCUUAUACUAACCCAGAGUUUGUCAUUAAUGUGUAGGUGAAUGCAAAUUCCACUGUUGAUCCUGGGGUGUGAGACCUCAGGCCAAGUGUACGUAUCAAUUCUAGUCUUCCAGGGUUCAUGGUGCAUAUGCUGGCAUUCCACUUGUGGAGAGCUUGUCUUAGAGGGCCUUUCUUUGUAUGUGUAGCUUGCUAGUUCGUUUUCUACAUUUGAAAAUAUUUAGUUUAGAAUAAGCGCAUUAUCCUACAAUAGAAGUAAAAUUUCCCAGACUUCCAGAAACUCAUCAAAUAACAGACAAUGUCAAAACUACUGUGUCUGAUACCAAAAUGCUUCAGUAUUUGUAAUUUUUAAAGUCAGAAGCUGAUGUUCCUGGUAAAAGUUUUUACAGUUAUUCUCUAAUAUCUUCUUUGAAUGCUAAGCAUGACUGGUAUUUUUAAAGUUGUGAGUAAGCUUUGCAAUUACUGUGAACUAUUGUCUCUUGGAGGAAAAAUUUUUGUUUAAGAAUUGAUAUGAUUAAACAUUAAUAUAUGCAAA
Chinchilla lanigera (long-tailed chinchilla) is the source of this 2338-nucleotide messenger RNA. It is a transcript of the gene Prkcb, whose product is annotated as protein kinase C, beta. Lineage: Eukaryota; Metazoa; Chordata; Mammalia; Rodentia; Chinchillidae. Gene Ontology annotation, biological process: protein phosphorylation. Gene Ontology annotation, molecular function: zinc ion binding; ATP binding; diacylglycerol-dependent serine/threonine kinase activity. The record is from RefSeq and is a predicted model, not a curated record.